Molecule: messenger RNA, 435 nt
Organism: Copidosoma floridanum
Lineage: Eukaryota; Metazoa; Arthropoda; Insecta; Hymenoptera; Encyrtidae
Source: RefSeq, a predicted model, not a curated record
AUGCCUUACGAGGAGCUGUACAUCCCAGGUGUAAAUGUAGAGGGCACAAACUUUGGACCUCCAGUUAGCAACCAGGACGUGUCGGGUCAUCAGAUUGCGUCUUCCAGCGACACUUCCACAAAGGCGAGACAGUUGCAUCUUACAAAGAUACCCGUCGGUUAUUCUCCCUUUUCACCCAUCAAAAAUGAGAAUGUCUAUAAGAGGAUGAUAGAUUGUGCACAAUAUUCCCUAGAUUCAAUCAGCGCAUCUGUCCGUGAUAACACCAUUUUAGUUACGGGCACCAAGACAGGUCAGCAAGAUGAGGACGGAAACGUCUUAUUCGAUACUACCACUGAUAUUCCGUGUAUAAUGCCAGAAGGCUGUAAUAUGGAAAAAGUCAAGGCAUGGCUUGACGAAGACAAGAUUUUGUAUAUAUCUGUUCCUCUGAAACAUUAG